Molecule: messenger RNA, 957 nt
Organism: Geodia barretti
Lineage: Eukaryota; Metazoa; Porifera; Demospongiae; Tetractinellida; Geodiidae
Source: the annotation of a GenBank genome assembly
AUGCACAAGUACAUCCUUCGCCGAGUGUUGUUGGCCAUCCCCGCGUUGAUCGGGCUGACCAUCAUCAUCUUCCUCGUGAUGCGCAUCCUGCCCGGCGACGUUCUCACGGUAAUGUUCGGUGAGGAGGGUACGCUACAACUGAGCGAGGAAGACCGGACCCGCAUCAUCGCGAGCCUGGGCCUCGACAAACCGAUCCACAUGCAGUACGUGGACUGGCUUCAGGACAUCGUCACGCUGAAGCUGGGCCAGUCGUUCUGGCGGUCCAGUUCGGUCAUGGACCUGAUAAAGAGUCGCGGUCCGAUCACCCUGGAGAUCGCGAUCGUCUCGGUGUUAUUGUCGUGGGUGAUCGGGUUGCCCGUUGGAAUCAUCGCGGCGAUGAAACGGAACAGCGCCGCGGACUACGCCGGGCGCUUCUUUUCCAUCCUGUUCCUGGCGAUACCCAACUUCUGGUUGGGCACGUUGAUCGUUCUGGCGCUCGUGUUAACGUUCCAGUGGAAAGCUCCGCUGCAGGUGAUCAAUAUCUGGGAGAAUCCCUGGCAAAACUUCCAGAUCAUCUGGGGUCCGGCGCUGGUGCUGGGCAUCGGCCAAGCCGCCUAUGUCUCUCGCAUGGCCAGGUCCGCCCUCCUAGAGACCAUCCACGAAGACUACAUUCGGACGGCCCGAGCCAAGGGGCUGGCCGAGCGGAUGGUUAUCGCCCGGCACGCCCUCCGCAACGCCAUCAUGCCGGUGAUCACGCUGUCGGGCGUGUUGCUCGGUUUUCUGAUCGGCGGAUCCGUGGCGGUCGAGCAGGCUUUCGGAGUUCCCGGCCUGGGCCGAACCCUGGUGUUCGCGUUCCUGGAACGGGACUACGUUGUCAUCCAGAACCUGGUUCUGCUCUACGGGAUCAUAUUCGUGGUUACCAACCUGUUGGUGGACAUCUCUUACGCCUGGAUUGACCCGCGCAUCCGUUACAGCUGA